Phoenix dactylifera (date palm) is the source of this 1528-nucleotide messenger RNA. RefSeq names its product ENHANCED DISEASE RESISTANCE-like protein (DUF1336). The record is from RefSeq and is a predicted model, not a curated record. NCBI's taxonomy places the organism in Eukaryota, Viridiplantae, Streptophyta, Magnoliopsida, Arecales, Arecaceae.
CCAUGUGGAAUCAGAAUAUUCGUUUCCUCUACCUCGUUUGACGUUUCCGGGUUCGGCAGGCGUCUACGCAAUUAAAAUCGGCGUUGGUGUCCAAAGGAUCUGUCUUGACUUGCCGUCUAUCGUUCCCCCGAUCUCGCCGGCUCCUUUUCGCUCGAAGUCCGGUGCUUCUCGAAGCCGUCGUCAAACCCGACCGGCGAUUCUCUGAAAAGGUAGUGUUGAAGGUUUAUUUCCUGCACAUGGCUGGUCCUGAUGGUGAGAGUGACUAUAAAUGGAUAGAGCAGGUGAAGUCUCAAGGGGCAGUUCCGUGUCUUGAACCAGAAAACUGUCUAAAUGCUUGGGCUACUCCUCCAGGUGACAAGUUUAUGGUUAGAGGCCCUGACUAUCUCUCAAACAAGGUAAAAGUACCUGGUGGUGAAUACCUUUUAAAGCCACUCGGAUUUGAUUGGAUCAAAGGUCCCACAAAAAUUGGUGAGGUGUUAAAUCAUCCGAAUCAUCGGGUUAGGAAGGCUAUUGAUGAUGAAAUUGCAAUUGGCAACAACCCUUUUGUUUGGGCUUUCAAUUUGCAACUCCCAAGCAAGGAUAACUACAGCGCAAUUGCCUAUUUUGUAGCACUUGAGCCUAUACAAGAUGGAUCUCUCAUGGAUCAAUUUUUGAAAGGUGAUGACACAUUUCGUAAUUCAAGACUUAAAUUGAUUGCCAACAUAGUCAAGGGACCUUGGAUAGUUAGAACAGCUGUGGGUGAGCAGGCUAUCUGCAUAUUGGGGCGAGCUGUUUCUUGCAAGUAUGUGUUUGGAUCGAAUUACAUUGAGGUAGAUGUGGAUAUUGGAGCUUCAAUGGUUGCCAAUGCAAUUGUCCACUUGGCAUUUGGUUACAUCACGACACUAACAGUAGAUCUAGCAUUUCUUAUUGAAAGCCAGACUGAAUCAGAGCUCCCAGAACAAAUUCUUGGAGCUAUAAGGUUUUCGGAACUUAAUCCAGCUUCAGCUAGCCUGUAUGAGCAGCCAUCUGAGGAAAAUUCGGGAAAUCUUCAGUCAUCUCUUCCUACAAGAUGGUGGAUAUCAAUUGGGCAGGGUUUUUCUCAUUUGCUACACCCAGGCAAUCAGGAUGGCUCUACCUCCACCCCAGAACAGUCAGAGCAUGUUAAUGGCACUUCUCAUGGAGGAGAUGGUGGUGAAAAUAUCGAUAAAUAAUUCAUUUAUGGCUGGUCCUGAACUUACUGGAGAUGGGAAGUGACUUAAAUUAUUAUGCAAUUAGAGAAGGGAGAGACCCAAUUGUGCAAUUUAUGAUUAAAAGUAGUAUUUGCGUUUGAUCAUGUGAAUCAUUCAUUGCUUUUAUCAUUUGAGUCAUUCAUUGCUUUUAUUUUUUCAGAUCAUGUAAUUUAUGAUCAAAAAGCUUAGACAGGUGCUAUUUUGCUUUGUGAGCUCCAUGUCUUCUUAUAGUGCAUUACAUGAGGUAUGUGAGCUGGUUAGUAUGUACAUAGGAUAUUGAGAUACAAAGUGGUGAAAUCAAUGAUUGCUUUUCUUCAUCA